AUCAUGGCGUGAAGAAAGGCAGCAAGGUGCUCGCUCGACGCUUCAAAAGACAAUUUGAAUAAUACAACUUGUUAGAAGUGUUAUACUUGUUAUCAGAAACUCAGUAAAUAUGGCGUCACAGAUAUGGAAAAGAAAACCUCAGUACAUGGUGGUCGGAGAGCGAGCUAGCGACGAUCUUCACGCGACAUGGGCAGGGCCGAUCAACACUCAAAUGUAUGGGGACGGUUUGCAAAACUUGUGUCGGAAAACAGAGAACAAUAUAAUGCGGAUAAAAUCUUCCAUGACAAGAGUGGACCCUUGUAUAGAAUACGGGAUUCCACACUGGCAUCUAGACAGCAGACCGGCUUCAGCUCAAGCACAUCCAGUGACUGCACCUGACAAGGAGAAAGUGUCCUGGCAUGAUCCAGGGGUGAUGUUUGCCUCGUUUGGCUCCAUGCAGUCUCUGGCUUCUCAGUCAACGUGCAGCCUGGCCAGCGAGAAUGUCACAGUAGCCUCCAACACAGUUCCACAUAAUUUCUGCUACCUGUGUUCUACAUUGGAGGAACAUCAAAGACACCUACUUAAUUCUAGGCCGGUCAAAAGAUCUAUGAAGCCACGAAAACCGAGGAUCAACUAUGUUGCUCCUCCGCCACGAGUCAAGGUGAAGGUCGAAGAGCCAACGGCAGUUGCAGAGAUUUUAUACCGCAUUGUCGUGGUGACAGGAGUGAAGGGAAAUGCAGGAACUAGUGCAAAUGUUCACAUAAGUUUACAUGGAAGUGAAGAUACAGCACGUACACAGCUGAAGAAAGGUCGAGGGUCGUCCAUGUUUUGUUUUAUGAGGGGCACCACGGAAACAUUUUUCUACAAAGGUCCACGCGUAGGAAAUCUCACCUACAUCACGAUAGAGCAUGACGGCCUGGAGAAGAAGCAUGCAUGGUACCUGGAACAUAUAGUGAUCACUAACAUGUUGACUGACCAGUCGUGGAUGUUUGUGUGCAACAACUGGCUGUCGCUACACCACUCCGACUUUCGGAUCAAGCGAGACAUUGAGGCUGCACUCAAGGAGAAGGUAGAACGAGAACUGGAGGUCACUGUGAUAACUGGGCACAAGAAGUUGGCAGGGACAGAUGCGCGUGUGUAUUUGACGCUUUACGGCAAGUCCGGGAUGAGUCCCAAGUUGCACCUCCCCGAUGACAAAAACAAAAAACGCUUUGAGCGGAACAGUGAAGACAAGUUCAAGUUCAAGGUCAAAGAUAUUGGCGAAAUUAAAAGAAUCAGAAUUGAGCAUGAUGGGUCAGGCUUGGCGGCUGGAUGGAACCUAAAUAAGGUGAUCAUACAAGAUAUCCAAGACCCGAGUUCCUCCUCUCACUUCAACUAUGGUGGCUGGAUAGCGAGUGACGUUGGUGAUGGCAAACUGUGGCGGGAACUUCGUGCGCAGACAAAACAAGACAAGGAGAUCCUUAAAGGCAGAGCAGUCAGUAGAGGUAAAAACAUUCGGUACCAUGUGACUGUUAAGACCGGAGAUGUCAAGUAUGCCGGCACGGAUGCCAAUGUCUUCAUUCAGUUUGUUGGGCAAAAGGGCACCACACGGAAAAUACAGAUGGAUGAUGCGAAGGACAACUUUGAGAGGGGAAUGGUGGAAGAGUUUGAUCUGCGAGGUAUCGAUGUUGGUCCACUGACCCGGAUUGUCGUGAGUCAUGAUAACACCGGAGCUGGGGCGGGAUGGUUCCUUGAGGAUGUGACUGUGAAGAGAUAUUUGACAAAGGAAGAGAAAAUAGAACGGCUCAAACGAAUGAAGAAGUUCCACAAAGACAGCCCUGAGCGACGGAGGAAGAGGUAUGCAGAGCGGUUGAACAAAGAAGACAGAAAUAAAACGGACAACAGCACCGAUAGCUCAGAAUCCGAAUCUGACACUUCAGUUGAGGAGAAGAAUUCCAAGAAAAGAGACAAGUCCCGAGCCAAAGACUACGCAGAUGAAGUGUUCAAUCGGGAUGGCAAGAUACUGAGGAUUCCAGAGUAUGAAAGAUAUUACUUUGUGUGUCGUAAAUGGCUAGCCAAAGAUGAAGCUGAUGGAUUGACCAGUAGAGAGAUGACGGUUGACCACAAAGAGACAGUGUUUAAAGAAUGUGAUGAAUAGAACAGUGUUCACUUCUAUACAUUUGUAGCUGUUUGCACUUCUUGUAGAAGCCUCCUGCCAUCUGUCAGAAGUAAGUCAGCAAAUCAAAAUCUUUUAAGCUUGUGUAUAUGGAUUAUUUAUGUUAUAAGGUUGCUGUAAGAAGUUGGUUAGAUCUUUCAUCAUUGAGAACAAAGCACCAUGGUGCAGAUGUUGAUACAAAUAGUUAUUGUUUUGUGUGUAAAUUGAUUUACACUAUAUUAUGAAAGCUGUUUCACUGUCGGAUCUAGAGGGGUGGGAUGAAGA
This is a messenger RNA of Haliotis rufescens (red abalone), 2398 nucleotides long. RefSeq names its product lipoxygenase homology domain-containing protein 1-like. The coding region runs from base 110 to 2116 and encodes 668 amino acids. The transcript is spliced from 13 exons. Gene Ontology annotation, molecular function: protein binding. Lineage: Eukaryota; Metazoa; Mollusca; Gastropoda; Lepetellida; Haliotidae. The record is from RefSeq and is a predicted model, not a curated record.